Aspergillus bombycis is the source of this 921-nucleotide messenger RNA. RefSeq names its product NmrA/HSCARG family protein. Bases 1 to 921 code for a protein of 306 amino acids. The transcript has a single exon. The record is from RefSeq and is a predicted model, not a curated record. NCBI's taxonomy places the organism in Eukaryota, Fungi, Ascomycota, Eurotiomycetes, Eurotiales, Aspergillaceae.
AUGUCCACCUCCACCUUCUUCGUCUGCGGUGCUACCGGCACCCAGGGCGGCGCCGUGAUCAACCACCUUCUCAAAGCCGGCGCCAAAGUCCACGCCAUAGCCCGCAACCCAGAUACCCCAGCGGCCCAAAGUCUUCAAUCCCGCGGGGUACACCUCACGCAAGGCGACUUCACCGACCUAGACACCUUCAAACAAAGCAUGAGGGGCUGCACCGCGCUCUUCCUCAACCUCAUGCCCGACCUACGCGUCCCAAACAGCGAAGUCCACCAGGCCGAGAACAUCCUCUCCGCCGCCAAAGAAGCAGGCAUCAAACACGUCAUCUACUCUAGCGGGUUCUCCGUCGACGAACCCCAACGACGAAAGCACUGGGACCCGAACAGUUUCGUGGCGAAGGUUCUCCUCAACAAACAAACGGUCGAGAAUAGAGUGAAAACGGCUGGAUUCGAGUACUGGACGAUCUUGCGACCGGGAAACUUCAUGUCGAAUUACCUGCAACCCCUUGUCCGCAUGUAUCCUGGCUUUGUUGAGACCGGCGUCUGGACUACGGCUCUGCUGCCUGAGACGAAGCUCCCCAUGGUGGAUCCCAAUGAUAUCGGAGCCUUUGGAGCAGCAGCACUGCUCGACCCUGCCAGGUUUCAUGAGAAGGAGAUCGAGAUUGCCUCCGAGCUUAGGCAUGUGGAGGAUUUAACGCAGGCAUUGGCGCGUGCGACCGGGAGGGAUCUCAAGGUGGUAUUCAUGUCGCAGGAGGAGAUUGAAAAGCAGGCUGCGCUGAACCCGUUCAUUGGGGGCCAGCUGUUGAUGCGCGACAUGGCGGAGAUUGUAGACAUGGAGGAGGUGAGAACGUGGAAGUUGCCUUUGGGAACGUUUGAGGAGUUUUUGGAAAGGGAGAAGGAGGCAAUCAAAGCGACUUGGUCUGUUUAG